Messenger RNA from Macaca mulatta (Rhesus monkey), 2053 nucleotides. Lineage: Eukaryota; Metazoa; Chordata; Mammalia; Primates; Cercopithecidae. The record is from RefSeq and is a predicted model, not a curated record.
UUCGUGCUGUUCCCUUCUCACAGGAGAUUCCUGUCAACGUCCGAUUCUGCCUUGAAGGCAUGGAGGAGUCAGGCUCCGAGGGCCUAGACGAGCUGAUUUUCGCCCAGAAAGACACAUUCUUUAAGGAUGUGGACUAUGUCUGCAUUUCUGACAAUUACUGGUUGGGAAAGAAGAAACCCUGCAUCACCUAUGGCCUCAGGGGCAUUUGCUACUUUUUCAUCGAGGUGGAGUGCAGCAACAAAGACCUCCAUUCCGGGGUGUACGGGGGCUCGGUGCACGAGGCCAUGACUGAUCUCAUUUUGCUGAUGGGCUCUUUGGUGGACAAGAGGGGGAACAUCCUGAUCCCCGGCAUUAACGAGGCCGUGGCCGCCGUCACGGAAGAGGAGCACAAGCUGUACGACGACAUCGACUUUGACAUAGAGGAAUUUGCCAAGGACGUGGGGGCGCAGAUCCUCCUGCACAACAACAAGAAAGACAUCCUCAUGCACCGAUGGCGGUUCCCGUCUCUCUCCCUCCAUGGCAUCGAAGGCGCCUUCUCUGGGUCGGGGGCCAAGACCGUGAUUCCCAGGAAGGUGGUUGGCAAGUUCUCCAUCAGGCUCGUGCCGAACAUGACUCCUGAAGUCGUCAGCGAGCAGGUCACAAGCUACCUAACUAAGAAGUUUGCUGAACUGCACAGCCCCAACGAGUUCAAGGUGUACAUGGGCCACGGUGGGAAGCCCUGGGUCACCGACUGCAGUCACCCUCAUUACGUAGCUGGGAGAAGAGCCAUGAAGACAGUUUUUGGUGUUGAGGCAGACUUGACCAGGGAAGGCGGCAGUAUUCCCGUGACCUUGACCUUUCAGGAGGCCACGGGCAAGAACAUCAUGCUACUGCCUAUGGGGUCGGCGGAUGACGGAGCCCACUCCCAGAAUGAAAAGCUCAACAGGCAUAACUACAUAGAGGGAACCAAGAUGCUGGCCGCGUACCUCUAUGAGGUCUCCCAGCUGAAGGACUAGGCCCGGCCUCCUGUGUGUCGCCUCCAACGAGAAGGAAUCCUGCCCUCACCUCACCCUUUUCCGACUUGCCCAGGGAAGUGGAGGUUCCCUCUUUCCUUUCCCUCUUGUCAGGUCAUCUACGACUUCAGAGAACAGACACAAGUGUAUCCAGCUGUCCAUGGGUAGAGCUACCCGAUGGGCUUAUGAGUGACCUAGAGUGACAGCUGAGUCACCCUGGGUAAGUUCUCGGAGUGGUCAGGAUGGCUUGACCUGCAGAAAAUACCCAAGGUCCAAAAGCACAAGGUCUGCAGAAAGUUCUGGUUGUUGACUGGGUACCACAGUUCACACCUAUAAUCCCAGCACUUUAGGAGGCCAAGGCAGGAGGAUCACUUGAGGCCAGGAGUCUGAGACCAGCCUAGGCAACAAAACAAGACUCUGUCUCUACAAAAAGUUUAAGAAAUGAACCAGACACGAUGGUGUAUGCCUGUAGUCCCAGCCACUCAGAAGGCCGAGGCAGGAGGAUCGCUCGAGACCAAGAGUUUGAGCUUGCAGUGAGCUAUGAUUGCACCACUGCACUCAAGUCUGGGCAAUGUAGCGAGACCCCGUCUACAAGAAGUUUUUUAAAAAAUGAGCCAGGUGUGGUGGUGCACGCCUGUAGUCCCAGCUACUCAGGACACUGAUGUAGGAGGGUUGCUUGAGACUGAGAGUUGGAGGCUGCAAUGAGCCGUGACUGCCCCACUGCACUCCAGCCUGGGCGACAGAACAAGACCCCAUCUCAAAAAAAAAAAAUUCUGGUUGUCAUUGAAUUGGGAUAAACAGAGAGUUUGAUGCUUUCUGCCUUCUGUCUCAGGUGAUGCAUUGCACAUUUGGGAUAUAUGGAAAGGAAAUGAGGAGAGAAGUCAGGGCCUCCUCUGAUCUCUCGCUAUCUGCGGGUCCUGUCCUUUUCUCAAGACCUUCACCAUUACUGGCGUUUCCCUGUCUUCUCUUUAGUAUGAUCCCUCAAAACCUCACCUAACUGGAAGGAUGAUUUUGUCUCAGUUUGUACUCCUAAAUAAAAAGUAAACAUGACACCUCUAAAA